Betta splendens (Siamese fighting fish) is the source of this 1384-nucleotide messenger RNA. Its product is annotated as neurexophilin-2-like. The transcript is spliced from 2 exons. Gene Ontology annotation, molecular function: signaling receptor binding. The record is from RefSeq and is a predicted model, not a curated record. Bases 161 to 1084 code for a protein of 307 amino acids. Lineage: Eukaryota; Metazoa; Chordata; Actinopteri; Anabantiformes; Osphronemidae.
GGAAGCGGAGACUGGAGAGUGUUCACUCCAGAUCUUGGGGGUCUUUGCGCCUCUCCCUGUCGAGUGUCUUCUCUACUUCUGAAGUAAGUGCAGUCUUUAACUGGGUAAAUCACCACAUACUCGCUCGGCACAUUUCCUCCAGGACGAGCCGACUCUCUGGAUGGGGAACCGCCGCUGCCGUGGCUGCAAGAUGAGGGCGCUGUGUUUGAACUUUGCCGUCACCUGUCUGUGGCUUCUCCCUUCAGCGGUGCAGGAAACCGCCAUGGUCGUGGACCUGCAGAGCCCACAGUGGCGCGAGGACGAUGGAGGAGGAGCGGGAGCUUCACUGAAGGUUAAGCACGUCUCCAAGGAGCUACAGGUCAUCUCCACCAAACACAAAACGCCUGCUUACGGCUCCCUCGGCCCGUACGGGUGGCCUCAGAACUUCUCCCAGGCGCUGGAUCAGUACCUGUACCGCCAGCCCAUCAAAAGCAAACCUCCCGCCAAAGCGUCCCCAAAGGCCAAGAAGAUUCUGGGCUGGGGUGAUUUCUACUUCAACGUGAAGACGGUGAAGUUCAGCCUCCUGGUGACGGGGAAGAUCGUGGACCACAUCAACGGCACGUUCAGCGUCUACUUCCGCCACAACUCCUCACGCCUGGGGAACAUAUCCGUCAGCAUCGUCCCCCCGUCCAAGACCGUGGGGUGGGACGUUCUGGACCCGGCCGCUCAGAGCGCGUACAUCAAAAACUCAGUACUGGUUCCGGACGCGACGUCCCAGUUCCAGAUCCCUCCCCAGUCCACCACGUCCGUCCUCCCUGAGCAGCACAAACAGCAGCAGCAGGACGCGGUGAUGGUGAACGAGCUCAACUGCCGGGUCGAGUACCAGAGAACCAACCGGUCCAAGAAGACCAAGCCCUGCAUGUACGACCCGGGCCAGACCUGCUACUCAGAAAACACCCAGUCCCAGGCUGCGUGGAUCUGCGCCAAACCCUUUAAGGUUAUAUGCAUCUUCAUCGCCUUCACCGGCGCCGAUUACAGGCUGGUGCAGAAAGUGUGCCCGGACCAUAACUUCCAGACGGAGCAGAACCAGCAGCACUUUGGAUGACGGAUUCUACCCAAUCUGACUCUUCAUUAAUGAGUGUCUGGCUGGUUUUAAACUAGGGUUGCGAUUGACUGCUUUUCUACAAUGUCCCCAUCACACUGAGUGCAUCUUCAACCACAUGGUGAAAUCUUUAAAGCAAAACAUGUUGAUGAUGCGUUUUGCAAUUGUGUUGCCUGAAACAUCCUUCAAAAUCUCCAAAGCCGUGACAUCACUCUCUGUGUAUCGUUUCAUUUUAAAUCCAGGAUUCACUGUUGGGAAAUUGUUUUUUUCUGGGGCUCGUCAAUAAAACAGAAUUGACACAUG